Messenger RNA from Cylindrotheca closterium, 1854 nucleotides. NCBI's taxonomy places the organism in Eukaryota, Bacillariophyta, Bacillariophyceae, Bacillariales, Bacillariaceae. The record is from the annotation of a GenBank genome assembly.
AUGGGAACCAAUGAUAAGGGACCAGUGACCCAUGGGUUGGCAUUAUCCAUUCGAUCCGCCACGGAAAGUGAAGUCUUUGACCUUGGAGGAUUGGGACCAGAUACGAUUGAACAGGUGGUGGCCGAUGCGCUAUCGCAACCAUUUUCGGCAAGACAGGAAAUGAUUCGCAUCACGCUGGUGACAGGAGCUGGAAAGCAAUCCCGACAAAAAUAUCAUGCGCAAGCCAUGAAGGUUGUCACAUCGACGCUUCAGAACAAAUGUGGCUUUGUCGAAGAUCGGGGAGCCUCCUGUGUGAUGGAAUGUCAGGGUAUGUACAAGGUCCAGCAUGAUACUGGAAAGAACUUGAAGACUGUUGUUCUGUUUCCCAAGAUGGAUGCAGUAUCAUCAUCGUCUUCCGGCAGCAACAACAAUAACAACAAUAACAACAACAACAACAAUCAUGAUGAAAGUCAAGCGUAUUCUGACAACACGACAAUACUUUUUCCUGUCAAUUCGAUGGAAUACAAGGCGGCGGCAUCCAGUCUCAAUGUCUUUCAGAAUAUGGUCAAGGCAAAGUGCACGACAUGGUCCCAAAAGAAGGCUUUAAUUGCCUUGAUACAACAAGACUUUGUCGAACAAAUCAUAGAACCGGUCGAAGAUUUGCUCAUGAGAGGUCAAGUAGUGCCAUCGGAUUUGCAACACUACUAUGACAAUGUCUUGACAGAAAUUACCGAAAAGCAAGAAUUUGUCAAAGAGGCAAUGCACCAACAGGCAGAAGUCGGCGAUUUAACCGAAUACGAACUAAAUCUCUUGUUGGAACAAGUCGAGCAUCGAAUUGCCGCCGCCAAGAAUAAAUCGGACAAACAUGCGGCCAAGUUGCGGGAACGCAAAGCCAUGUUGAAAUCCUUCACUCCCGUGCCCAUGCCCAAGUUGCAACAUCAUGCAGCAUUAGGCAAACUUUGGAAACAAGUGUAUGCUCUCAACAUUCCAUUGGAUCUGGAUGUCAAUAAUAACAGUGGACGACUCUUGAGUGUCCAAGAAAGUAAAUUGGUGGCGAAACGAGAUGACUUGUUGCAAGAAAUUGAGCAAUUGGAGUAUGCCAGUCAGGGGUGGUUGGAAGAAGAUGAAAUCUUUGAAUGGCGCCUACAAGAAUGUCGAAAUGAGUUUGAACAACGAUUUGGCGGUGGUAGUAAUAAUAAUAAGCGCUCGGGCAAGAAGAGUAUGACUGGUUCGUAUAAUCAGUCGACCUCCUCUUCCUCCUCGUCGCGAAAGCCAAUCACCAAUUGGAUCACACCAGCCGAUAAAAAAGGCCCAACAACCGUCACCAAAAAGAAGAAUAAACUGAAAAAGCAAGAUUUGUUCAGCGCCAUGAUGGCGGCAAGUAGCAGCGAGGAAGAAGAUAGUGAUGUUGAGGAUGGUGACAAUGAUAAUGGUGGAAACAGCAACCAAAAACUUGGUGCGGUUUCCCAAAAGUCACCAACAACAAAUAAACCCAGACAACAGUCUCGUUCUCAGCCGAAGACACCGGUGGAAUCAUCGUCCCAAGCGAAAAAAUCAAUUACUCAGGAAGAGGUCAACAACUCGUCAGCUACUACAACAAGCAGUAGUUCCAAAAACAAGAAACGAAACAAAAAGAAGAAAAAGGGCAAGACUUCAUCCGAUUCUUUGACUGCCAACGAGAAGGAAGUAGGUCAAAAUUCGUCGGUAUUGGAAUCUGAAUCUUCCGACGUUGCUGAUAGCCAAUGGAGCGUUCCAAUGGCCAUUGUCCAUGUCAUUAUGGCCAUCUUGUCGUGGCUGGUAUCCAUACUACUCUAUCUUGUAAGCUCCAUGACCAACAAGAAAAAGGGAAACAAGAAAAAGAAAAAGUCUUUGUAG